Messenger RNA from Anthostomella pinea, 1299 nucleotides. The record is from the annotation of a GenBank genome assembly. Lineage: Eukaryota; Fungi; Ascomycota; Sordariomycetes; Xylariales; Xylariaceae.
AUGUCCCCUAAACCUCAGAGUGUUGCAAUCGUCGGAGGUGGCCUUGCUGGCAUGGCAAUGGCUCUCGCGCUCCAUCAGCUCUACAUACCAUGCACUGUAUACGAGGCGCGCAAUACACAUUCAGCCUCCAAGACAUCCAGCGGUGCGGUGAUGCUGUCACCGAACGCAUUGAGAAUCCUGGACGGAUUUGGAGUUUACUCUGAGCUUCAGAAGAAGAGCUUCCCCUUCGAAUACGUCUACUACAAAAACGCGGACGAGCAGACAAUCGAUCGCUAUCCCUUUGGCGGCGAAGCUCUCUUCGGAUACAAGGCUCUCCGGAUCUAUCGCCAAGAACUUCUGGAUACUCUCUACAACGCCUGCUUCGAACGGAAGAUUCGCGUCUGCUUCAACAAGAAGUUCACCAACGUCACCGAGGAGACAGACACAACCGUUGCCUUUGAGUUCGCCGAUGGCACUACCACGACAGCCUCUCUGCUCAUCGGGGCAGAUGGAAUCCACAGCAAGAUACGGGACUACGUCGCGCCAGGAACCCAGAAGAAGUUCAUGGGCAUGGCGGCCCUAACCUGGGAAACGCCAACGAAGCAGCUCCGGAUCCCCGAAGGGAAAGACUACAAAUUCCCGGUCAGCGUUCUGACAUCCAACGACGUCUUUGUCCUGGCACCCCAGAAGCCCGACGGCUCGGCCAUGCUGUCCGGGAUGCAGUUCCCCAUUGAAGACCACACGAGAGAGGGCUGGGAGCAGCUCAUGGCCGACAAGCAAGGGCUUAUUGACCGGGUCAGGAACAGCGGGGACCCGGAAGCCUGGCCCGACAUCGUCAAGUCCGCCAUGGAAGACAUUAACCCCGAGUCCCUGAACAUGUGGGUGUUCUACUCGAUUUCGCGCCUGCAGAACUGGGCCUCCGCGAAGCGCAGCGUGGUCAUACUUGGUGACGCUGCGCACGCGAUCCCGCCGACGACUGGCAACGGAGCUUCGCAGGCUUUUGAAGACGUCAUGACUCUGGCCCUGCUGCUUUCCGCUCUGAGAGAGCAUAAGGGGCUGAAGUGGAGAGACGCGUUGGGCUUCUGGCAGAGGACACGCCAGGACCGCAUUGACCGGCUUCUGGUCUUGACCAGGCAGCUCAACAACAAGCGCUUGCCUCUGGAGAAGCAGAAGCUACUCAGCAGGGAAGAUGUUUGGUUUGAUGAGUCGGCCGAGAAUCCUCGCCAGAUGGCCUGGCUGUAUGAGCCGAAGAUCGAGGAGGAGGUGAAGGCUUGGACCGGUGAAGCACUAAAGAAGGGGACGGAGACAUGCCCGGUCUGA